Caenorhabditis remanei is the source of this 768-nucleotide messenger RNA. RefSeq lists its product as uncharacterized. Bases 1 to 768 code for a protein of 255 amino acids. The record is from RefSeq and is a predicted model, not a curated record. Gene Ontology annotation, biological process: G protein-coupled receptor signaling pathway. Gene Ontology annotation, cellular component: membrane. Gene Ontology annotation, molecular function: G protein-coupled peptide receptor activity. Lineage: Eukaryota; Metazoa; Nematoda; Chromadorea; Rhabditida; Rhabditidae. The transcript has 4 exons.
AUGUCAUCAACAAUUCAAUCCACAUCUGAUCCUCAUAAUUUUUGGUACAUUAUGGGCGACUUCAUUGGUCCUAUCGUCUUCUACAUAGAUUAUAUCAACCUGGUUAGUUCCAUUAUUGGAGUUGCAGCCAACAUUUUUCAUGUGAUAGUUCUCACGAGAAAGUCAAUGAGAGCACUCACAAUCAAUGUAUUCAUGUGUGGAAUCGCAGUUUUUGAUCUCGAAAGAAUGUUGUCUAUCAUUAUACUUUUUCUACCGAAGUUUUAUAAAUUUUAUCAGGAAUCACAGAUGCCAGAGUACUGUAUACCUCCGGAAUCAUACUUCACAAUGCUCUCAAAUCAAUUUUUCUCUGCUACAUUCAAAAUAUCACAAGAAAUAUCAGUUUGGUUGGGAGUUACAAUGGCGAUUUUGCGAGUUCUUGUGAUACGAUUCCCUUUGAAUCCAAAGCCGAAAUAUGUUUUUGAACCUGCUCAAGUUUUUGGUUCUGAAAGUAUUGACAUGGCAAUCGUCGGUUUCGAAGGAAUAAUAUUCAAGUUUCUACCAACUAUACUUCUCCCAAUUGUCACUUGUCUUCUAGUUUACGAGUUAACACAUGGCAAACAAGGAGAAUGCCCAAAGAGUAAAGAAUGCAGUAAACGAUCUACCAAACUCGUCACAGUGGUUACUAUUUCAUUUUUCAUCGCAACUGCACCACUUGGAAUAAUGUACUUGAUGGAGUUUCACACAUUCCAUUCUGACGGAAUGACGUGGGUUACUUCAUGUAUGAUGUAA